AAAAACAAAACCCCACCGAAAACCCUCGUGAUCCCGAUCACCGGCGACAGCGAGGCCGCCAUGGAGUUCGUCAACCCCCUCACCGGAUUCCGUCUCGACGGCCGUCGCCCCAACGAGAUGCGGCAUAUCCGUGGAGAGGUCGGUGUCGUUGCCAACGCCGAUGGCUCCGCGAUGUUCGAAAUGGGAAACACCAAGGUCAUCGCUGCUGUCUACGGCCCCAGAGAGGUCCAGAAUAAGAGCCAACAGUUAAACAACCAGGCUCUGGUGAGAUGUGAGUAUAGCAUGGCUAAUUUCAGCACUGGUGAUCGAACAAGAAGACCCAAGGGUGACAGGCGAUCUACUGAAAUAUCUUUAGUUAUUCGCCAAUCGUUGGAGGCAUCUAUACUCACACACUUAAUGCCUCGUUCCCAGAUUGAUAUAUUUGUCCAAGUUCUUCAGGCUGAUGGAGGGACCAGAUCAGCAUGCAUCAAUGCUGCAACAAUAGCGCUAGCUGAUGCUGGAAUUCCAAUGCGUGAUCUUGUCACUUCAUGCAGCGCUGGAUAUUUAUGUACCACUCCAUUGCUUGACCUAAACUAUGUAGAAGAUAGUGCUGGAGGUCCAGAUGUAACUGUAGGUAUACUUGCAAAGACGGAAAAAGUGACACUUCUUCAGAUGGAUGCUAAAUUACCUAUGGAUAUUUUUGAAAAUGUCAUGCAACUUGCAGUAGAAGGGUGCAAAGCAGUUGCCCAAUACAUCCGUGAAGUUCUCUUGGAGAAUACAAAACAGCUAGAGAGUCGACGGGGCAUGUAGGGAAUAAGAGCUGAAAAUUUUGCCAUGCGAAAUCAAAUAUGGCAAUUAACUAUGUGUGGCAUGAACUCACAUGCAUGGAGUAUUCCGGCUGGUUAAUUUUGAGACACAGAAUGCCACAGAGAUGUACAUGAUCUCGAAGAGGUUCCUUGAAUGUCUUUUGCCAGGCACCAAGAGCAUAUCAAAACUUUGCAUUUACCUCUUCUUCCACUUUAUUUAACUCAUUGUAAUGUCAAACGAUUUUCUUCAAAUGGACUUGAUUUUUGGGUGUAACUUUUUGAGGGAGUAAAUGAGGAUUUAAUGUACUCAGGAGGUUGGUUCUGUAUUGGCACAAGUUAUGAAAUU
Dioscorea cayenensis subsp. rotundata (Guinea yam) is the source of this 1131-nucleotide messenger RNA. RefSeq names its product exosome complex component RRP41 homolog. The transcript has 12 exons. The record is from RefSeq and is a predicted model, not a curated record. Gene Ontology annotation, biological process: poly(A)-dependent snoRNA 3'-end processing; U4 snRNA 3'-end processing; nuclear mRNA surveillance. Gene Ontology annotation, cellular component: nucleolus; cytoplasmic exosome (RNase complex); nuclear exosome (RNase complex). Lineage: Eukaryota; Viridiplantae; Streptophyta; Magnoliopsida; Dioscoreales; Dioscoreaceae. The coding region runs from base 61 to 789 and encodes 242 amino acids.